AUCACCAUCUUUCUAAGUACCUUCUGUCAUUUUCCUUCAGAGUUCUUCUCUCUUUGGUCAAAUUGAAUUUUUUCCUAAAGUGUGCAACUUUUUUUUGUCAUCAUCAUCAACCUACCAACGCCGAAUCAACAGAUCGAUCUUAUUUCUGAUUAUUUCAUGGCGGCGAUUUCUCUCUCUUCUUCUACGAUCCCGUCGCUGAAUUCGAAAGAAUCGUCUAGUGUUUCUGCUUUCGCUUCUCGUUCUAUCUCCGCCGUCAAAUUUCAGUUUCCGGUUCGUCGGGUUCGAACCGGAGACUUAAAGUUUCCCUCUUUAUCUUCAACGACUCGAUGCACUCCUAGACCUAUUGAAGCCAAGAAGCAGACAUUUGACUCCUUUGAGGAUCUUCUUGUGAACUCUGAUAAGCCAGUUCUAGUUGACUAUUAUGCAACCUGGUGUGGUCCUUGCCAGUUCAUGGUUCCUAUACUCAGUGAAGUGAGUGCAACCCUGAAAGAAAAGAUCCAGGUGGUGAAGAUCGAUACUGAAAAAUACCCGAGUAUUGCCAAUAAAUACAAGAUUGAGGCACUUCCUACUUUCAUCCUAUUCAAAGAUGGGGAACCUUGUGAUCGCUUUGAGGGUGCUUUGACGGCUCAACAACUCAUCCAACGAAUUGAGGAUUCUCUAAAAGUGAAGCCAUAGUUAUGGAUCAUGAACUCUUUUUUAAUUAUUGCUGUGUUUCCACUGUCCCUGACCUAGUCAGGGCUUAGCGAUAGGUUUUUCGGUUGAUUUAACUUGGAGAGUUUGAGAAGAAGAUUAUGUUUGCCAGAUUUGUAAAACCUUG
Molecule: messenger RNA, 817 nt
Organism: Arabidopsis arenosa
Lineage: Eukaryota; Viridiplantae; Streptophyta; Magnoliopsida; Brassicales; Brassicaceae
Source: the annotation of a GenBank genome assembly